Alligator sinensis (Chinese alligator) is the source of this 4684-nucleotide messenger RNA. It is a transcript of the gene RUFY3, whose product is annotated as RUN and FYVE domain containing 3. Gene Ontology annotation, cellular component: cytoplasm. NCBI's taxonomy places the organism in Eukaryota, Metazoa, Chordata, Crocodylia, Alligatoridae. The record is from RefSeq and is a predicted model, not a curated record. Gene Ontology annotation, biological process: regulation of axonogenesis. Gene Ontology annotation, molecular function: metal ion binding. Bases 446 to 2515 code for a protein of 689 amino acids. The transcript has 20 exons.
AAGGCUGGCAGUUUGAUUCAGCACUUCUGGAGAUCUAUUUGUCUGUUUUGGGGUGGUGGGUUUUUUUUCUUCUCAUUUUGAUUUGGAAACCUACAAGGGAAGCUUUCCUUUUCUUUUUUUUUUCUUUUUUUUUUCUUCUUGUUUUUGAUGCAGAGGGCAAGAUUUCUCUGGAUGCUUAGGAUUCAUUGCCUCUAGCACAGCUGAAGAAAGAGAGUUGGCAGAGAAAGGAGGAGGAGACAGACAAGAAGAGGAGCAUCAUUUUUUGCCUUGCUCUGUGUGUGUGUGUGUGUGUGUGUGUGUAUACAUAUAUGAAAAGACCAGGGCAGUUUGUGUGAUCCUAUGCAAAUCUGCUCUUGAACAGCGAGGUAUUUCUUUAUAUUUUUUCCAUUUGGAAAGCUUUUCUUUCUAGUCCUUUUUUUGUUGUUGUUGUACCAGCUGAGUCAUCAUGUCUGCUCUGACGCCUCAAAGUGAUAUGCCAACCCCCACCACAGACAAGAUCACGCAGGCUGCCAUGGAGACCAUCUAUCUUUGCAAAUUCCGAGUGUCUAUGGAUGGAGAAUGGCUCUGCCUGCGCGAGCUGGAUGACAUCUCACUUACGCCUGACCCUGAACCUACCCAUGAAGGGAUUCUUCUUGCAGCUUCUUCCAAUUCUGUGAGCAGUGAGCUGUUGUGUAGUAUAGUGACACCUAGAUUACCUAUGAUGCCUGCCACAAAUAAAGACUCUUGGGAGGAUUUGACAGAUUUGGUGGAGCAAUUGCGUGAUGAUACUGAAGAUCCUAAUUAUCUCAUGGCUAAUGAACGCAUGAACCUAAUGAAUAUGGCUAAACUGAGUAUAAAGGGGUUGAUUGAGUCAGCACUUAAUUUGGGCAGAACACUGGAUUCGGACUAUGCACCUCUUCAGCAGUUCUUUGUAGUGAUGGAGCACUGCCUUAAACAUGGCUUGAAAGCCAAGAAGACUUUUCUUGGGCAAAAUAAGUCAUUUUGGGGACCUCUAGAGUUGGUAGAGAAGCUUGUUCCUGAAGCUGCUGAGAUCACAGCAAGUGUUAAAGAUCUACCAGGUCUUAAGACGCCUGUGGGUAGAGGAAGAGCCUGGCUUCGUCUGGCCUUAAUGCAGAAGAAGCUUUCUGAAUACAUGAAAGCCUUAAUUAACAGAAAGGAUCUUCUCAGUGAAUUUUAUGAGCCUAAUGCACUCAUGAUGGAAGAAGAAGGUGCCAUAAUUGCUGGCCUCUUAGUGGGGUUAAAUGUCAUUGAUGCAAACUUCUGCAUGAAAGGAGAAGACCUGGAUUCACAGGUUGGCGUUAUUGAUUUUUCCAUGUACUUGAAGGAUGGGAACAGCACAAAGGGCAAUGAGGGAGAUGGUCAAAUUACUGCUAUUUUGGAUCAGAAAAAUUAUGUAGAAGAACUCAACAGACACUUAAGUGCUACUGUGAACAAUCUGCAGGCAAAGGUUGAUGCUUUAGAAAAAUCUAACACUAAACUAACUGAAGAGCUUGCAGUUGCAAACAAUAGGAUUAUAACACUGCAGGAAGAGAUGGAACGAGUUAAAGAAGAAAGCUCUUACAUUUUAGAAUCCAAUCGCAAGGUAACUAAGCAAGACAGAACUACAGAUGGACAUGCACUGAGUGAAGCACGCAAACAAUUGAAGGAAGAGACUCAACUACGGCUGGAUGUGGAAAAAGAGUUGGAGGUGCAGAUUGGAAUGCGACAGGAGAUGGAGCUGGCCAUGAAGAUGCUGGAAAAAGAUGUUUGUGAGAAGCAGGAUGCACUAGUAGCACUCAGGCAGCAACUAGAUGAUCUCAGGGCCCUAAAACAUGAGCUUUCCUUCAAGCUGCAGAGUUCAGACCUGGGAGUGAAACAAAAGAGUGAAUUAAACAGCCGCUUGGAGGAGAAGACAAAUCAGAUGGCUGCUACCAUUAAACAGCUUGAACAAAGAUUGCAACAAGCAGAGAAGGAACGCCAGUCUGCUGAGGAGGACAACCGGUUGUUCAAGCACGAAUUUGGGGACAAGAUCAACAGUCUUCAGAUAGAAGUGGAAAAGCUCAUCAAGCAGCGCAACCAUCUUGAACUGGAAUUGAAACGGAAAAGGCACAGAUGGUCACAUACCCAUCACGGUAUCCAAGAAAGCAAAAGCACUUUAGUCCAAGGCAAAGGCUGCCAGAAGACUGAAGUAAAAACGGAGGGAAAACAUAAAGCCCAGGAGGAAAAUGGCAGACUGGUAAAAGACGAAAAUGCAGUUUUACCAAACAACAUAAAGUCUGACGUACAAGAAGAGCAGGAUCAGCUCUCUGGACCUGAAAAGUUGCAGAUAUGUCAACUGUGCCAAGAAGAAGGCAGCCUAACCAAAGGAAAGAACAUUUGCAAGAACUGUGGUGGGAUCUUCUGUGAGGCCUGUUCAGCAAAUGAACUGCCCCUUCCAUCUAGCAUCAACCCUGAGUGUGUUUGCAACCCGUGUCACAAGCUGUUGAUACAACAAUAUUCAACAAGCCCAUUUGAGGAUGCAGGACAUGGACAGUGAUGCACAAAUAGAGCAUGUUCGAGCCAUAACUACUGUAACUUUUGCUCAGCUCUGGAGCUGUAAUAGGAGCUUCUAGAGAAGAAUCAUUUUCUGUGCUUGUGUGGUCAGAAAAAGGAAGUACUUUUAUCAUACUUACAAUCUUUCUCAGAACUGUAAACAUUUAAAUAACUGGUCUGAGCCCUCCUUAAGGAAAACACGCUAGUUUUCAGGCAUGAGCUUGUCGCAGGGGUGGAGAGCUGUUUGGAGUCUCAUGUCAGAGUAGCUUUAAGUUAUGUAACAAAGCAAUUGCCGGAAGAAGUAAAAAUGUGAGUCUUCAAAUCAGUAAGGGUCACUUCCUCAAGGAAGGCAGAAUGAAACAUAACUGAACAUACAAUGGUGAUUUUGCUUGAAAUACCUGUUCCUUUUUCCCUUCUGCCGUUAGCAGUUCUACUAAACUGAUACUUCAGCCAGAAAAAAAAUGCACUACAGAAGUGGGAAUUAAAAAAUGUAUGUUGGCCCAGUCGUUUCUUGAGUUAAAUCCCCCAGUGGCCACUUAUGUUGGGCUGUGUGGAGUAACUUCAGAAGUUCCAAGAGGCAAGUUCUCAAGGGAUUUUUCUUUUGUCAUCUUUUGGAGGCCUGUAUAUGAUAUGAGAAUUGAAUGGCAACCUUUUUGCCCAGCAUUGAAUGUUUAAAAGUCUUCACAGAAAAAUGUUCCACUUGUAUUUUAAAUACAGGGUUUAAAAGAAAAUACCUUUGAACUUUGUAGUGGAGGCUGUCACCGUGAUUUAGACUAAAAACACAAGAUUUUGGAAGUUGUGACCAUACUAGAGAUUGUAAAUCUGUGUUCUAUCUUGAUCUGAUAAUUAGAGUAACUUAAUUUCUAAAUAUGUAAGUGCAUAAUACUACUCCAUUAUUUAAACCAAAUGUUCAGGGCUAGGACUAUGCAUUCUGUCCCACCAUACAGCUGUUAACUUUUAAACAUUUUUUUGGUUAAUACAGCUGUGUAAGAAUAAUAUUAUAUCUAAUUACUGAAGCAAUAAUAACCUGUUUUACUAAGAGGCUGUCAGAGUAAAGCCUGACCACAAGGUGGUGGUUACUAGCCAGUAGCUCAGAAAUGUUAAUUUGAAACUCAUGUUCAGUACAUUUUACAGCUCCUGCUGCAUCAGAAUAUCAGGUAAGAUGUAGAAUCCUUUAAAGUGACUAUUCCAAAAAGGGGCAGCUGCCUUCUAAAGUCUACAGCCAUCUGUGGGAAUAUAAUCAGACUGUCAUAGUUUUUAUUUGAUGUACUUUUUACUGGAAGCUUAAGUUAAGCAUUUGAGACUGCAGAAUGUACUGUAACCUGUAAAGACUGAUAUAUGUAUAUUUAUAUAUGUGUUAUCUGGGUGUUUGCAUUUUUGUACAAAACUAUUUUAGGAAAAUGUGUUGUUUUUUUUCCUUAAAGGGGAUUAUUUAGAAAUUAUAUUGGUUAGAAUUUAAUCUUAAAAACAGCACAAUGUGUAGAUCAGAGUUCAGCAUGCUUGCUUGGACUGGUGAUGCUGUUUAUCAGUAUGUACUCUGUUUUGACUCCACAUGAUGAAUACAAGGAGGUAGAUGGGCUUUUUUGAAAGGAGCUCUAACCACAGGCAUUUGUGUAUGGGACAGAUCAGAAGAUGAACUUGACAUGGUUUUCCUUAUUCUGAUACUUUCCCCAUUAGGAUAGUAGUUAUCCCCAUUAGAUUAGUAGUUAGAAUAGAUGUAUUUCCCUGCAGUUGACCACAUUCACUUAGAACGGGAAACAAGUUGUAAAAGACUCCAAAUCCAAAGCUAUUUUACCUCCAAGAAUCAAAGUGGAGAAAAUGCAGCUUUCAGAUUUUAGCCUCUUUUUCCAGGCAGAUAGUUCUUGUACUUUGCCAUCCAUGUGGAGUCAGGGGUAAAUGGAAAAGAUGCUAAACUAAUGAAUCUUUAUCCUGAAGAUAAGAUUGCUUCUGGGUGGGUAAAUUAAUCAAUGAAGCACUGUACCAGAUUCCAGGACUGGAACCUGAUAUUUGAAUUAAGUUAAUUUUGCUUUUCUGGCAGGGUCACUUGGAAAAUAAAUUGAAAUGUAAACAAUGCUAACAGCCUCUGGGUAUUAAACUGGAAGCACCAUCAUUCUUAUGCUGACAUGGCCACAUUUCCCUUGUAAUUAGCUCUAAGAUGGUAGCAGAUUAAUUA